UUUAGAUUAACUAAUCUAUCAAAACAGGGCUGGGCCAAUACCAAGAAAUCUUCCCCACCACGAGUGGAAAGCCUGUGACACCACAGUCUCCUGAAUUGGCAAAACCUGCCAAGUUAGGUUCACGAGUUAUCUCCUCAAGAACCCAUUCUUGCUUUUCCUAUAUAAACACCCAAAACCCAGAACUUGGAGAGAAAAGAAAAGCAUUAGUAGUAAUAGAGUAUAGCAACAAAAAUGGAAAGAGUCCAAAAGCUUUUUCUUGUGAUUGCUGUGCUCCUUGCAGUAAUCAGCAGCAACAGGUUGCUUCAGCUUUCUAAUGCACAAACCAUCUGCAACAUGCCGGUGGCAGGACUAAUGGCAUGCAAGCCUGCUGUGACUCCUCCAAACCCUGCUGCUCCGACAAGCGACUGCUGCUCGGCUCUUUCCCACGCAGACAUUCGGUGUCUAUGCUCUUACAAGAAUUCCAAGUUGCUUCCUUCUCUUGGGAUUGAUCCAAACCUUGCCAUUCAGCUUCCAGCCAAGUGCAAGCUUCCUCACCCUGCCAACUGCUAGAUUAAAGAACAAGUUGAGUUUCUGCUCAGUUUGGAAGGAUUUAAUAAUUAGCAGAAAGAAACAAAAGCUGUUGUUGUGAUAAAGGUGAAGUUUGAGGGAUCUUUUGAUGUUGGCUAAUUUAGCAACUUAUUGUAUUUUUCUUGUUCUUGAGUUGGCAUUAUAUCUGUAUGAUGGUUGUGUCUCAAAUGGAAUAAUAUUUUAAGAAAUGUUCUAUGUUAA
Hevea brasiliensis (rubber tree) is the source of this 768-nucleotide messenger RNA. RefSeq names its product putative lipid-transfer protein DIR1. The transcript has a single exon. Gene Ontology annotation, molecular function: fatty acid binding. NCBI's taxonomy places the organism in Eukaryota, Viridiplantae, Streptophyta, Magnoliopsida, Malpighiales, Euphorbiaceae. The coding region runs from base 232 to 549 and encodes 105 amino acids. The record is from RefSeq and is a predicted model, not a curated record. Gene Ontology annotation, biological process: systemic acquired resistance.